UAUGAGAGUGCCUCGAUGAAUUUGACAAUUACGUGGAAUCCGUUCCAGAAACUGUAGUCAGGGAUCAAGGAUUAUAAACUCUCUCCUUGGUCAGUGAUCACUAGAUGCGAGCAUUUCAAGUGACAUCGUGACUUGACAUUCAUUCGUAACUGCCUCUACCUGUCAUACUGUCUGUAGUGUCUGUGCCCCGAUCUGUGCUCUGCUCUGAGUGUUCUGUGCACUGUAGCAGUCAGAGUCAGAGCAGUGCUAUGUUUUUGUUUAUGAAGUUAAUAAUAAUACAUGCUUAAUAAAAAAUAUUCAAUUCCAGAUUCUAAAGAUAAUAUAAAUUCAGCUUCAGUCAUCAGCAUUUCAUAUUUGUCCACCUUGUUCUGCGUUUUCUUUUCCAUUCAGGUGUCCACAAGUGUUUUUCUGCUUUCAAUAAAAUGUCCAGACCAAGAGGCAAAAAAAGAACAAAGCCAAUUGUGGGUGACAAAGGGAAAGAGAUUGUUGAAAAUAUGGAUGAGAAUGAUCCAGUGCUAGUAAUGUUCAGAAGCUAUUCCUCAGCCUUAGAUGAAAAGCAUGAUAGAUAUGAAAGAAUCAUCAAACAAAGUCGGGAUAUAACAAUAGAGUCCAAAAGAAUUAUUUUCCUACUCCAUAACACCAAUACUGAUAUUGAAUCAAAAAAAGCUGGUAUAAUAGAAGAAGCUGAAACACGAUUGAAAGCCCUUGUUGAUACAAAUUUCAGCACAAUUGCAAAUGAACUGAAAAAUGAAGACAGUUAUCAGUAUCAUAGGGCUUACACAGCUGGUCUACAAGAAUUCAUUGAAGCCUAUGCCUUCUGUCAGUACAUAAAAAAAGAGGAUAUUAGUAAUUGGAAUGUUAUGAAUCAAUUAUUCCAAUUCACUAAUGAUGAAAAUGAAAAAUGUUCAUUACUUUUUCCACAGUAUGACCUAGUUUUGGGUCUGGCAGAUUUCACUGGUGAACUCAUGAGGAGAUCAAUAAAUACUUUGGGAGUGGGAAAUGUGAAGGAAUGUUUCAAGCUCUGUAAUUUUGUCAGGCACAUCAAUACAGGAUUUCUAGGUUUGAUGACUCCUGGAAAUAGAGAAAUAUCCAGGAAGGCUUAUGUACUUCGCCAAAGCCUUGCAAAAAUGGAACUAGUGUGUUACAAUAUUCAAAUAAGAGGCAGUGAAAUUCCUAAGCAUAUGCUCAUUAGUGUCAUUGAGUCAUCCAAUUUAGAUGAGGGUGAAGAUGAAGGAUACUUUUGAUUGGAAAUUUAGUGAAAAAGAAAUAAUUUAUUUUGUUUCUUUUUAUAUUAUUAUUCUUUUGAGUCAAUAUAAUAUGUAUAGGUACUAUCAAGGGUUGUAUUAUUAUUAUUAUAAUUCAUAGCUCUCAUGGAGUGUUUAAUCUCUGUUAUUCUGUGUAAUUUGUAAUCUGCCUCUUAAAAAUAUCAAUGAAUACCUAUUUGGUUUCAUUAAAUUCUUCAUAGAUCUAA
Messenger RNA from Phaedon cochleariae (mustard beetle), 1471 nucleotides. The record is from the annotation of a GenBank genome assembly. Lineage: Eukaryota; Metazoa; Arthropoda; Insecta; Coleoptera; Chrysomelidae.